This is a messenger RNA of Chlamydomonas reinhardtii, 6856 nucleotides long. RefSeq lists its product as uncharacterized. Bases 60 to 5777 code for a protein of 1905 amino acids. Gene Ontology annotation, molecular function: ATP binding; ATP hydrolysis activity; ABC-type transporter activity. The record is from RefSeq and is a predicted model, not a curated record. Gene Ontology annotation, cellular component: membrane. The transcript has 18 exons. Lineage: Eukaryota; Viridiplantae; Chlorophyta; Chlorophyceae; Chlamydomonadales; Chlamydomonadaceae.
GGUCCGGCCCGGGCUGUGCCGCCUGCGACCUGGGCGCCCCCCUGGCCUGCACCUCCCUCAUGCCCUCCGACCCCCGGGCCACCUGCGCCUCCAGCCUGGCCUACUCCAACCGUACGCUGUACAAGUCCAUCACGUGUGUGUCGGGCGGCGCCGCCGGAUCCAGCAUCGCCAAAUUCCUGGAUUCCAUGGAGGUGUAUUGCAGCACGGUCCCCAUCGCGCCCCUGCUCCCCGCCUGGGCCGCACUGGGACAGCAACUGAACCUGUCUGCCUACCUCACAACCUCCACAGCAGCCGCCUCCGCCUCCGCAGCAGCAGCUGCAGCAGCAGGAGCAGCGGGGGCGCCGGCAGCAGGAGGAGCAGAAGCCGCCAACAGCAUUAGUGCCAAUGGCAGUAGCAACAGCAACAGCAGUAGCAACAGCAGUGGCAGUAGCGGCGGCGGCUACUGCCUUAUCGCGCUGCGGGCGGGAGACUUUUUCAAACGGGCUUACCUGCAGUGCCUGGCACGGAGCUGUCAUUUCGUCCAGGGCAGCCGCUCCUACUGGUGUGACGGCGGCCUCGAAUGCGCGUGCCCCACUGACAUGCCUACCGGCGGUAGCAGCAGCAGCAGCAGCAACCGCAGCAGUAGCAGCGGCAGUGGCAGUAGCCGCAGUGGCAGUAGCAUGCCUGCCUGCAGCAGCCGGCUGGCGGACAUGGUCGGCAGCGCCGGAAGCAACAUCCGUAUGACCUGCCCCACAACCGGCAGUAGCAGCGGCAGCGGCGGCAGUAGCAGCGGCAGCAGUAUCAGUAGCGGCAGCGGCAGCGGCAGCGGCGGCAGUAGCACCAGCAGUGCUUCCGACGCCGGCAGCACCCCCGGCGGUAGCAGCGGCGGAAGCGGUGGGGGCGGAGGAGGCGGGGGGAACUGCAAGCUGGAGAUUGAGGGCAUUCCGUUCGACAUGCCGCUGGCCUGCUCGGCUCGGGAGUGUCGGCCCAGCGCCGCCUCCGCCUCGGUGGCUGCGGCGCUGCUGGGUGCGGAGCCGCCGCCGCCGCCGCCCGUGCAGGACUGGGUGCCGUUGCUGGCAGCUCUGCCCGUGGCCGCGGUGACGCUGCUGGCAGCGGCUCUGGCUCUGGGGCUGUGGGCGCACCGCCGCAGUUUUGCUGCCGUCUGGUCUAGCUACCAAGACCCACACGGCGGCGGCGGCGGCCGUUACGGCGGCGGCGGCGGCGGUUACACUUCCCUGGAUGGCGACGACGACGUUGGUGACGGUUUUGGCGGUUUUGGCGGUUUUGGCGGCGGCGGCGGUUCUGGCGGCGGAGGCAGCGGUUGGCAGCAGCAGCCGCAGCAGGCGCCUGAUGGCAACACGGCGCCUUCCGCUGCCGCCGCCGCCGCCGCCGCUGCGACUAAGGCCGGCGGCGGCAGAGGUGGCGGUAAUGGGGAUCUGGAGGAGGCGGGGGCAGCGCUUUUCAAGGGCUCCGGCCGCCGCGGCGGCGGCGGCGGCGGCGGCGGCGGCGGCGAUGACGUAGCAAUCGGCGGCAGCGGCGGUGCCGCGAAUGACGAGCUCGUGUUUGUGUUUGAGGAUGUGAGUGUGUUCGUUCCACACCACCCCCCCAAGCACCCUCAUCACCACAGCCACCGCCUCGGCAGCCACCGCCCUCGCACCCCAGCAGCAGCAGCAGCAGUGGCUGCUGGCGGCGGAGACGGUAGGCCUGGAGGUGGACGCGGCAGUAGCAGCAUCAGCAGUUUCGGCAGUGGCAGCAGUGGCGGUAGCAGCCACCUUGCAAGUCCGCCACAGCCCAAGACCGCGGACGCGGCAGCUGCGGCUGCAGCCACCGCCGCCGCCGCCGCCGCUUCCCCUCCUGCCUACCCACCCGCCUUCCGGCCCGACUCCACCACCUCCACCUCCGAAUCCUCUGCUGCCAACGCCUCACCACAGCCGCAGCCGCCAUCACUCCUAACCGCGGCCCGCGGCGGCGGCGGCGCCUCGGCCAUUGACACUGCCAGUGGCGGCAGCAAUGGCGGCGGUGGCGGUGGCGGCGGCGGCGGCGGCGUCAGGAACAAGACGGCGGAUGGCGUUUCAGGAGACGCAGACGCAGACGAUACUACGGUGGCGGCGGCAGCGGCGCCGCCGCCUCAGCCACCUCCCGGAGUACGUGCAGUUGGAGGAGGUGGCGGCGGCGGCGGGCUGGGCGGCUGGGCGGCGGCGACGCUGGCGAGGGUCGGGGCCGGGCUGCGCCGCCGCGGCCGCGGCAGCAGCAGUGGUGGUGCCGCUGCUGCUACUGCCACUGCGGCUGCGGGUGCGAGUGCUGCCACGGCUGCUGCUGCUACUGCCGGCCGCAGUGGCUGGCGCCCGAUCGUGGACGGGGUGUCAGGCUGUGUGCGGGCUGGCGAGAUGCUGGGUGUGGUGGGGCCGAGCGGCUGCGGCAAGAGCACACUGCUGAGUGUGCUGGCCAGCUCCUAUGUCGAGCUGCCCCCCGGCGCACGUGUGGGAGGUCGGGUGGCUCUGGGCGGGGAGGCGCGGCAGGCGGCGCUGCGGCGGGCGACCGGGCUGGUGCCGCAGGCGGACGUGCUGCCUGCCUCUCUCACCGUGGCCGAGUGUGUGGCCUACAGCGCCGCACUGCGACUGCCGCCACACACGCCCGCAGGGGAGGUCAAGGCUCGGGUGGCGGGGGUGCUUGAGGAGUUGGGUUUGACACGCGUGGCACACUGCCUCGUGGGCACCGGCUUGGGAGGCGGCGGCGGAGGAGGAGGCGGUGGUGGCGGCGGGGGAGGCGGCGGGGGAGGCGGCAGCAAGGCAGGAGGAAGUGGGCUGGGAGCGUGGUGGCCGUUUGGCGGCGGCUGCGGCGUUGGUGGGUGCGGCGGCGGAGGCGGCGGAGGAGGCGGCGGCGGCGGUGUGCUGAGCUGCUUUGGCGCGACUGGGCGUGGAAUCAGUGGCGGCGAGCGGCGGCGCGUGUCCAUUGCUAUGGAGCUGGUUAUCUCGCCGCGGCUGUUGGUGCUUGACGAGCCGACCAGCGGCCUAGACAGCUGGGCGGCACACAACCUCAUCCGCACGUGCGCGGCGGUCGCCUCGCACGGCCGAGUGGUACUGCUGUCGCUGCACCAGCCCUCACCAGACAUGGUGGCCAGACUGGACCGCCUCAUGCUGCUGGCGCCGCCGCCGCCGCCGCCCUCGUCUGGUCCGCCGUCUGGCCCGCCGCCUGGUCCGCAGUCUGGUCGGCCCGGACCGUCUGGUCUGCUUCCUGGAUCCGGGAAAGGAGGAGGAAUAUGGGUUGGAGGCGGAGCAGGAGGCGGAGCCGGAGGGGGUGCGGCGUUCUUCGGUCGCCCGGCGGCGGCGGCGGCGCACUGCGCGGCGGCGGGCUGGGCCUGUCCCCCGGGCCGCGCCAUCUGCGAGCACCUGCUACAGCUGGCCAACCACCCGCCCGCCGCCGCAGCCCUGGUGGCAGCUACUGCCGCCGCCGCCGCCGCCACUGGCGCCGCCUCUGCUACUGCCGAUGCCUCUGCAGAUGCCGCCACUGGUGCUGAUACCGCUACUGCCGGCGGCACUGCUGCCCCUGCUGCUACUGCCGACCGGGCUGCAGCGGCAGUAGCUGCAGCUGCUCCUGCCGGCCCGGACGGCGAGUGUACGGCAGACGCAGGUGGGCCCGCCGCCACUGCUACAGCCGUCUCUCCGCCUGUGCUUUCCAACCACUUGGUUGAGAAGGCGGCAGUAGCAGCGCCGCUGGCUCCGCCGCCGCUGCUAUUGCCGCCUGAGCCGGCGGCGGCGGCGCUACUGCCGCUGGAGAACCAUGGCUGCGACCCUGUGGUUGUGGGCGGUGGCAGUAGCAGGGCCGACAACAGCGGCGGCGACGGCAGUAGCAGCAGCAGUAGCAGCAGCGGCAGCAGCACAGCGUUACCGGCGGCUGGUGUGGACACAACGCCAUCCACUUCCGACACAACUACUGCUACUGCCACCCCCGGGCUCGGCAGUAGCACACCCAUGGCCGCCAGCCGCACCGCGACCUCCGUCCUGACGCCCCCUGCUACAGCCACAGCCGCCGCCGCUGGAAUUGCUGCUACUGCCGCCCACAGCGCCAUCUCCCGAUCGCGAAGCGGCGGCAGUAGCAUCGCCGGCGGCGGCGGCGGCAGCUAUAGCAGCGGGCCCCAAUCGCUGCUGCUACUGCCACCUGCGGGCCGGCCGCGGCGGCUGACAGCUCAGAACCUGGAGGGGGCUGCAGCGGGCGCGGUGGCCGCUGCCGCUGCGGCUGCAGCAGCUGCUACAGCCGGCCACCACCACCCACCGCACAAGCUGGCCCAACAGCUACAGCCAUGGAAGCAGCAGCAGCAGCAGCAGCAGCAGCAGCAGCAGCAGCAGCAGCAGCAGCAGCCGUGGCAGCAGCAACAGGGUCAGGAGAAUGCGGAGACGGACGGGGAGUGGGUUUCCGCAGCGCCAGCGCCAACGGCGGCAGUAGCAGUAGCCGUGCCAGGCUCCCCCUCCUCCUCCUCCGCCACCGCCGCCACCUCCCACCACUGGAACGUCGCGCUGCUGCCGUACCCACCUCCGGCACCCACACCGCCGCUACAGCCGCCAACGGAUCCCGCCAGCCGGUAUUCGCCCUCGGCAGUAGCAGCGGCUCCCGGUCCACCGCCGGCAGUAGCAGGAAUGGCUCCCUAUCCGCCGCCGGCAGCAGCAGCAGCAGGCGCAGUAGCAGCAGCAGGAGCGGGAGCAGCAGCCCGCACCUCCCCCACCUCCCCCGCCCCCACCUCCUCCCCCACCUCCUCCCCCACCGCCUCCUCCCCCAUCUCCGCCUCCUCCUCCUCCUGCUCCGGCGGCUGGCGGCUGUGGUGGCGUGCCGCCUGCCUGCUGACGUGGCGGUGCGGUGCUGACCUGGCGCGCUCGCCCGGCCUGCUGCUGCUGCAUGUGGCGCUGGGGCUGGGGGCGGGGGCGCUGGUGGGGCUCAUCUUCCUGCGGCAGGAGGCGGACCUGACGGGCAUGCAGAACGCGGCGGGCGCCAUCUUCUUCAGCCUGGCACUGUUCGGCUUCACCUCACUCACCUCCCUGGACGGCCUGAUGCGGGAGCGGGCGCUGGUGGGGCGCGAGGUGGCGGGCGGCUACUACCCCGUCAGCGCCUACAUGCUGCCGCGACUGGUCCUGGACGGGCUCCUCCUGCGCGCCCUGCCCGCCGCCCUCUACUCGGCCCUGCUAUACCCGCUGGUGGGGCUCACGGCGGCGGGGCCGGGCCGCCCCGCCGCCUUCGUGUUGGUGCUGGCGGGCUUCGCGGCCUGCAGCGGGGCGCUGGCCAUGGCGGCGGCGGCGGCGGCGCCCAAUGCGGCCACAGUGACGCUGCUGAUGAACCUGCUACUGCUGCUGUGGACGCUGGUGGGGGGCUUCCUGGUGAACCCCGCCUCCAUGCACCCGGCCCUGGCGUGGCUGAGGUACGUGAGCCCGCUGUCGUACGCCUUUGAGGCGCUGUUCGCAAACCAGGUCAAGGGCACACGCUUCGUGUUCGACGUGUCGGGGUACGCGCGUGUGGAUGACGUGUUGGGCGAGACAUUCAUGUCCGCCCUGGGCCUGGACCCUCACGCAGCCCUGAGGGACGUGGCGGCGCUGGCAGGCUUCCACGCCGCAUUCGCCGCCGCCGCCGCACUGCUGGCCUGGAGGAGGUGCAGGCAGCCCGGGCCGCCGCCGCCACUGCCGGCCGCGGCGGCCGCGGCAAGAGGAGGCGGUGUGGCGCCGGGGGCGCUGGUGGGGAAGGCAGCUGGCGGGGGUGAAGGCGGUGGCGGUGGCGGUGGCGGCGUGGGUGGUCAGGGAACGGCGGCGCGUUGACGUUAAAUGGAGACAGGCAGCGGAGGGGGGCGUGAUGUACACUAUGGUACUUCUGUGGCGGCGGCGGCGUGGCGGCUAUUUAGAAGCUUGCGUGAACACGUGAGAGAGCAGGAAUUGCACAGAGAGAGGAGGAAUUUCACAGGGCUGAGAGAAUGAGAGCGUGGGCGAGUUGGGAGCACAAUCUGCGGUCCUAAAUGUGGAGGUCGAUCGCCGGAAUGAAUGCAUGUGUUCACCUUUUGAGUAGUCACGUGUAGGAGGAGCCGAGGUGUGUGUAUGUGUGUGUGUGCGGCUUCCACGAAAUGAAAGGAAAGGAACCCAUGCCAGGCACGCAGCGCACCUGCGGCCCGUUUCAUGCAUGUGAAGCAUGCACGGGCAUCAUGGGGUGCGUGUCAGCUUGUGUCAACUGUGAAGAGGGUAGUAUUGACGUGCUUGAAAAAACGCAACACUCACAAGCGAACGUAGUAGACGGGGCAACAGCGCGAUGCGCGGUUUGGGAUAAUUUUGGUCUGGUACGCACAUCCGUCCAUCUGUUGUGUCCGGGCUGCAAUGAUAGAUGUGUGCGUGCCGGGCCGCUUGCCGAGGCAGUGAAGGAGGGUGAUGCAUUGGCUACAAGAGGGGUCUGCUGACGCAGUUCACGAGCUAGGAACGCGGAAUGCGAGAAGGCGCAAGUCCAGUGUGGGUAAGCCAUUGUGGGUAAGCCAUUGUGAUGUAGGACAAGCAAGAGCAGUGUGGGUAAGCCAUGGAGGUUGCAUGGGCUACACGAGGGCGCUGCCGACGCACUUCGUGGGGCACGGGACGCGUGCCUGGGUCCUGGGAUGCCUGCGCUGAUGCUGCACGCCGGAGCGUCACAGAACAUGAGGUCAUGUCUGGCCCCCACCUGCCUCGCUCGCCUGCGAAGUGCGGGAGGCUGGGAACAGCACCGGUCACCGGAUCAAGCAGCCAGGAGCCGGAUGCGCAGGAACCACUCAACCAAGGGCCAAGGGCCAAGGGCAGGACCUUAUCGUGUGUUGUUCUUCAUGAGGUAGGAAGGGCACGCACACAUACAGAUCGUGCGCACCACCUUGUAACACAUAAACACA